AUGACCAAAUUAGCUGGCACAAGGCGUGCACGCAACCAGGCUACGUCUUUAGCAAUACCUCGUCCGAACUCUAUAGCUGAUAAUGGCAAGAAUCGUCAAAAUUUAAGCCCAGAGGCACUGGCUUCUAUGAAUAAAGAACAACUGAGAGCAGAAUGCAGAAAAAGAGGUCAACGGACUACUGGAAACAAAAAUGAGCUGCUCGCCCGUCUCGGGUAUUACAAGCUGGCGGCGGCAUCGGUAGUGCAAGUAGAGACCGAGCAACGCACGCGUAACGGAUUGCACCAUUCGCAACCGAAGGAAAUCAAAACCAAAGUAGUACCAAUGGAUACAGACAGUCUUGUUCUUUGGAGGAAACCCCUCACGACGCUUGAAUACUUUUUUCGAGAACUUAUGAUAUUGUGUUCCACUGGACUACGAAGGUUACUAGCAUACAGAGCACUUGCUUUAGCACUAAUUUCUGUUGUCUCUGGCACAGGUGUAUUAUAUUUUAUUAAUGGGCCACACCAGCCCUAUGUACAGGAAGUAGUACUUACGCUAGCGUGGUGGGGAUGGUGGGUGACGCUGGGCGUGUGCAGCUCGGUGGGUCUGGGCACCGGCCUGCACACCUUCCUGCUGUACCUGGGCCCGCACAUAGCGCGCGUCACGCUCGCCGCGUACGAGUGCGGCGGUCUCAACUUCCCUUCGCCGCCCUAUCCGAACGAUAUAAUUUGUCCAGCCGAAGUGGAUCCCAAAUACGUGGUGUCAAUAUGGAACAUAAUGGCCAAAGUACGGGUAGAGUGUAUGAUGUGGGGCGUCGGCACCGCGCUGGGGGAGCUGCCGCCAUACUUCAUGGCGAGGGCGGCGCGCCUUUCCGGCGGCGAGGUGGCGGAGCUCAGUGAGAAGGACGAUUCUAGAACUGGCAGGGCAAAAGUGAUGAUACAAAAGUUGGUACAGAGAGUAGGUUUCAUGGGUAUAUUGGCGUGUGCCUCCAUACCUAACCCGCUCUUCGACCUGGCCGGCCUCACUUGCGGACACUUCCUCGUGCCAUUCUGGACUUUCUUCGGAGCAACACUAUUGGGAAAAGCGGUUAUUAAAAUGCAUAUACAGAAGAUGUUUGUUAUUAUUGCUUUCAACGAGAAUCUUGUAGGACAAUCAUUAAAAUGGGUAGGCAAAAUACCGUACAUUGGACCACAGCUGGAACAUCCUCUGCUGGAGUUCCUAGAAAACCAAAAAGCUUAUUUACACAAAAACGUCCCAUCAACAGAGGCUCGGAGAUCAAUAUUGACUGACGGCGGUCUUGCGCGGCGUCCGGAAGCCGUGCCCACGGCA
Messenger RNA from Brenthis ino (lesser marbled fritillary), 1308 nucleotides. NCBI's taxonomy places the organism in Eukaryota, Metazoa, Arthropoda, Insecta, Lepidoptera, Nymphalidae. The record is from the annotation of a GenBank genome assembly.